AUGAAUUUCGAAUAUCCACAAUAUUGUUCACUCUUCUUAGUAGCUCUCUUGAAUAAACAAGAAAGUAUGUCAACAUCUGUAGGUCAAAGGCAACAUUUAUUACCUGCCAUGAUUUAUUUGAGAGAUCCAAGUUCGCAUUUAAUAUGGAUGGAUCAAGAUAUUGGGUUUACCCCACCUUAUCUUAAGAAAUCGGUUCAAUUCUUUCCCCGAGCAAAAUUUCCCAACGAUUUAAUUAUAGGGGCAGAAUUUAGAGUAGCUCAAUGGCAACUUCAUAGAACUUCCAUGCCAUUUCCUUGUCCUCCUACUUCUGAUGAUUUAGUUGCUGCUUGGGAAGAACAAUUAAAUAAAAGAGAUAUUGUUGAUGUUCAAUUUAAUAUUGAUGGGAGACAACUUUACGCCAGUAGUUCUUUACUUUCUAGACGUUCAACUUAUUUCUCUAGAUUAUUUCAACAACAAUGGGCGGAAAAUUUUGAUUAUGAAACUUUUUUGACAAUGUUACGAUUUCUUUAUACCGGUCGAGCAAGUUCCGUAAAUCCCAAUGUGACCAUACGGGAUAAUGUUUUAGAAGUAUUCGCCAUCGCCGAUAAAUAUUUAAUCACCGAAUUAAGACAACGAGCGAUGGCAAAAAUUGAUAGGGAUCUCACUCCCGAAACUGCCGGUGAUGUAUUAUUCGGUUGGGCUUGGAAAUGGUCAGAUUUAAAAGAGAUGGUCACGAAGUAUGUGAUAAAGAACUUUGGUAAAAUUAGAAAAACUCAAGAAUGGAAAAGUAUUGGUAAAAGGUAUCCCAAUUCAACCGAAUUAAUGGAAGAAACUUUGAUUUGCUAUAUGCAUAGUAUCGUAUGA
This is a messenger RNA of Diversispora eburnea, 843 nucleotides long. The record is from the annotation of a GenBank genome assembly. Lineage: Eukaryota; Fungi; Glomeromycota; Glomeromycetes; Diversisporales; Diversisporaceae.